This is a messenger RNA of Nematolebias whitei (Rio pearlfish), 1858 nucleotides long. RefSeq names its product caveolae associated protein 2a (gene cavin2a). Gene Ontology annotation, cellular component: cytoplasm; caveola. The transcript has 2 exons. The record is from RefSeq and is a predicted model, not a curated record. NCBI's taxonomy places the organism in Eukaryota, Metazoa, Chordata, Actinopteri, Cyprinodontiformes, Rivulidae. The coding region runs from base 124 to 1539 and encodes 471 amino acids. Gene Ontology annotation, molecular function: protein kinase C binding.
GUUCCGCAGCCCGUCCUUCAGUCAGUGAGCAGCUGGAGUCGGUGACAGAUCCGUCCCUCAGCUCGCGCAGGUGAAAGUUCAGGUGAGAGACGCCCCCCCCCACCCCGGGACCACCUGCGAGCCAUGGAAGACGACGCGACCCACGCGGAGGCCAGCAGCAGCGGCUCGGGCAGCAUGCACACCAUCCCGCAGCAGCAGCCCGACAACACGGAGCUCCUCCUGCCGAGCCGCUCCUCCGCCCCCUCCUCCCCGACCGGCACCGGCACCCUGUCCCGGUUCGGCCUGAAGAGCCCCACGGCGGCGGGACCGAGCAGCCCCGGCCAGGUGAGCGCCAUCACCGUGGUGGCGCUGCUGGACAAGCUGGUGAACAUGAUGGAGUCGGUGCAGGACAACCAGCGGCGCAUGGAGACGCGCCAGGGCGACCUGGAGCAGGCCGUGCGCGUGCUGCAGGGCGACGUGACCCGGCUGACCAAGAACCACCUGGGCACCUCCGCCUGCGUCACCAAGCUGCUGGAGAGGUCCCGCAAAGUGAACGGGCACGUGAAGGAGGUGAAGGAGCGCCUGGACAGACAGGCGGUCCAGGUGAAGAAGCUGGAGGCGAACCACAACCACCUGCUGAAGAGGAACAACUUCAAGGUGCUCAUCUUCCAGGAAGACAACGAGAUACCUACUCAUGUGGUCGUCAAAGACUCCAUCAAGACUCCACACCCAACCCCACUACCAAGCCAGUAUGAUGCAGAGUCCACCCAUCCUACUCCAUCUGUUACGGGCUCCGUUGAAGCCAUCCACACCCAAGAUGAGGCUCUCCAGACCAUCAGCCUGUCCUCGGAUGAUGAUUUCGAUUUUUCACAAGCGCAUCGAGUGGACGAGGAGACGCUGGAGUGUGAGGCUGUCGGUGUCACUCCUGUCAAGUUUGAGAGAAGAGCCGACCAGUUCAAGCGCAACAGUCUGAAGAAAGUCGAUACCCUGAAGAAGGCCUUCACACGUCAUAACAUUGAAAAGAAGAUGAACCAGAUCUCCUCCAAGAUCGUGCCGCCAGAGAAGCGCGAGAAAAUAAAGAAGAGCUUCACCCCGAAUCACCCUAAAAGCCCAACUUCCAGAUCUUCCUCUUUCAAGGUGUCUCCCAUGACCUUUAACGUCAAGAAGGUCAGAGAUGGGGAGACUCCUACACCGCAAGCAUCCCAGUCAGUGGAAGAAAUCCGUGUGGAUAUACCUACUUUGACGGGCCUAGAUGGAGAGAUUCCUUCAGCGGAGGUGCACAGCCCAGAGGGUGUUGUGGAGGUGGUCCAGGAGACGCUGAACUCCUCCAGCCCAGAGAGCGUGAAGGCAGAGGUGUCGCUCAAUGGAAAAACGUCCACCGUUGAGUGCGAGAUGAAUGGUGAUGGCGUGGCUAGCUUGGCCGUUCCAGAGCAUGACGAAGAUGUCGUCAAGGAGAAACAAGAGGAAGAAAAGGUGGAAGAGAAACAGGAGAGUCCAGCAGAGAAAACGGCAGAGGCCCAGAUUCCCACAGAAUCAAUCGCCGUGGAGCAAGUGUCUUAAUGUUAUUCAGUUUUACUCGUUAGUUCUACCUUUUAAUUUCAUUCAUACUAAAAUUUCUAAAUUUACAGAAGAGACACAAAUGAUCAUUUUUGGUUGAAGUCUAACACCCUUUUAAUAUUAAAAUAUAGUUUAUCUCUAAAAUGGAAAUGCAUAGCCCAGUACAAGUCCAUCUCAAAACAGCAUUACAGAAAAACACCAGAACUUUUUCUUCGACUGGUGCCACCACAGAAACAGGUGCACAUCUCCAAGGUGCUUCACCAACCAUCCUCCUGCUGUGUUUGUUUGCCUCUGGUCCUUUAUAAAAAAAAAAAAAAACAGC